Messenger RNA from Hypoxylon fragiforme, 1604 nucleotides. RefSeq names its product phosphoadenosine phosphosulfate reductase. NCBI's taxonomy places the organism in Eukaryota, Fungi, Ascomycota, Sordariomycetes, Xylariales, Hypoxylaceae. The transcript has a single exon. Bases 357 to 1364 code for a protein of 335 amino acids. Gene Ontology annotation, cellular component: cytoplasm. Gene Ontology annotation, molecular function: phosphoadenylyl-sulfate reductase (thioredoxin) activity. The record is from RefSeq and is a predicted model, not a curated record.
CAGUGUCAACGCAAGGUAGAUUUGUAAGUACCGCUCGGACGACAGGCUCCUUCUCGUAGUCCCCCCUUAUAACUCAAACAUUCACCUCUUGACGCCUUUCCUUAUACUGAAUCUUCUCGAAAUAUUCCUCCAUCAAACACUCUUAUUGUUCUACCACUGUUCACUUGUCGUCAUAUACAGGCCUGUUAUAACAACCUCUCAUCCUCUUUGCCCUCUCAAUCUCCUCUAGUGUAAUAUCAGCUUCUGCCGGUAUUCCGUCCCGACAGCCAUCCCUCUUAAAACUUUUCCUUUUUCAACCCAAGUAAUUUUCUGGGCAAAUAGAAGACCAGAACCUAAGACACACACAAAGCAAGACGAUGGAACAGGCGUCUUAUAGAGAACCAUCUACGAGCUCUUCCAGCUCAUCUUCCCCACGUCUCAUAUCCAAGACAAUGCCUCCCAUGUCUGAACUAGAGUCUGGAUAUGCGUCAGCCACAUCGUCGACAGCGGGUUCCUCAAGCGAGCUACCCCUGGUGACGCUCUGCCGGCCACACCUUAAGCAUCUGAACCAACAACUGGAAAGGAUGAACGCCAUGGACAGGCUUCGUUUCGUCAAGGCCUGCUUCCCCAACCUUUACCAGUCUACCGCCUUUGGCCUCACUGGAUUGGUCUCCACAGACAUGCUGUCCAAGAUAGCGAAGGAGGAGGAGCCACACUCGUCACCGGUCGACCUCAUCUUCCUCGACACAUUAUACCACUUCAACGAGACCCUUGACCUCGUCGAGCGAGUCAAGGAGAAGUACCCCAACACCCAGGUCCACGUAUACAAGCCCCACAACGCCAACACCGUCGCCGAGUUUGAGGAGCAGUACGGCGAGAAGCUUUACGAGACUGCCGCCGAACUAUAUGACUGGAUCGCCAAGGUCGAGCCCCAACAACGCGCAUACUCGGAACUCAACGUCGCAGCGGUCCUCACAGGACGGCGGCGAUCUCAAGGUGGUGAGCGCGACAAGAUCCCCAUUCUCGAAUUAGAAGAGGACACAGGGAUCGUCAAGAUCAACCCGCUGGUCGACUGGACCUUCUCGCAAGUGCAAACGUACAUCCGCGAGAACGAUGUGCCGUACAACGUGCUUCUCGACCAGGGGUACAAGUCCGUCGGCGACUGGCACUCGACGUCUCCCGUCGCUGCUGGCGAGGAUGAGCGAGCCGGUCGCUGGAAGGGUCAGGCCAAGACCGAGUGCGGCAUCCAUAACAAGAAGUCCCGCUACGCCCAGUAUCUCCAGGACCUCCAGCGCAAAGCCGAGGAAGAGGAGCUCGCCGCUGCCCUUGAAAAGAUGUCGAGGGAACAACAACAGCAGCAACAGCAGGAAGUGACGGUCUCGUGAGGACAUUAAACAGAGGGGGAAACGAAGAGGGAAAAGAAGCUGCCUACCUAGAAUGCGGGGCUGGCUUUUUUUUUCUUUUCUUUUUUUUUUCCUAUCGCACGAUGCCCACGAAUAGAUGGGGAAUCGCAUUAUAAGCUGGGACAUACGGCUCGGCUAUCAUAACCAAACCUUCCUGCCUGCCUCUCCUCCACACGACGACGACUUUCAUCAUCAUCAUCUUGAUUUUUAUUUUUUUUACUA